Molecule: messenger RNA, 931 nt
Organism: Cariama cristata (Red-legged seriema)
Lineage: Eukaryota; Metazoa; Chordata; Aves; Cariamiformes; Cariamidae
Gene: TMEM266
Product: chromosome unknown open reading frame, human C15orf27
Exons: 8
Biological process (GO): monoatomic ion transport; transmembrane transport
Cellular component (GO): plasma membrane
Molecular function (GO): monoatomic ion channel activity; voltage-gated channel activity
Source: RefSeq, a predicted model, not a curated record
AUGACCAAUCCUCAGCCUACAAUAGAAGGUGCUGUUUCAGAAGUUGAGAUAAUUUCACAACAAGUGGAAGAAGAGACCAAAAGCAUUGCUCCUGUACAGCUUGUUAAUUUUGCUUAUCGAGAUCUACCUUUAGCUGCACUUGAUCUGUCUGUGGCUGGAUCCCAGCUUUUGUCAAAUUUGGAUGAGGACUACCAAAGAGAAGGAUCUAACUGGCUAAAACCGUGCUGUGGGAGACGAGCAGCUGUGUGGCAGGUAUUUUUGCUCAGUGCAAGUCUCAACAGUUUCCUGGUAGCCUGUGUAGUAUUCGUGGUGGUUCUCCUGACUCUGGAACUCCUAAUAGAUAUAAAGCUUCUCCAGUUUUCAAGUGCUUCACAGUUUGCAGGAAUAAUUCACUGGAUCAGCCUAGUCAUCCUGUCUGUUUUCUUUUCAGAGACUAUUUUGAGGAUUGUGGUCCUUGGCAUAUGGGAUUACAUUGAAAACAAAAUAGAGGUGUUUGAUGGUGCUGUCAUAAUCCUAUCUUUGGCACCAAUGGUGGCCUCAACAGUGGCUAAUGGCCCCAGCAGCCCGUGGGAUGCUAUCAGCCUUAUUAUCACACUACGGAUAUGGAGAGUGAAGAGGAUCAUUGAUGCCUAUGUCCUUCCAGUGAAAGUAGAGAUGGAGAUGAUGAUUCAGCAAUAUGAGAAGGCAAAGGUUAUUCAAGAUGAGCAGCUGGAAAGACUAACCCAGAUCUGCCAAGAGCAAGGGUUUGAAAUCAGGCAGCUGAGGGCCCACCUUGCUCAGCAGGAUUUGGACCUGGCUGCAGAGAGAGAGGCUGCACUGCAGGUCCCACAUGUACUGAACAAACAGAGCACCAACAGGUACAAGGUGGUAGCAACUGAAGAUUCGGAUGAUGAAGCCACCGAGAACAUCACUGAGUUGCGACCUCCACGAG